AUGGCAGAUCCUAAAGCCUUGUCUGCAAAGAACAAGAAAUUGUUGGCGAAGAUCGAGCUAAACUUGGCUAUAUCUAAUUCCACAAGCAGCCUAACAUACAUUGAUGCAAUGGCAAAGAAGGAAAAAUCUUCACCCGCACUGAAAUCGGCACUCGAGUACUGCGUUUCACAGUAUCAAUAUACUGUGCAGUGUUUUAAAAUGGCUUUGAUGGAUUUGGAUGUUGAUCCUGAGACUGCAAAUUAUGAUGCGUUUGUUGCUAAUGAUGGUCAAUAUUACUGUGGAGAACAGCUGAAUUCUAAAGGGUUUCAUUCCCAAGUUGUGGAUUCAAUUAAUACUGGAAAUUAUUAUGUGAUGCUGUAUAGUCGCAUUGGACAAAUUAUUACCAAUAAGAUGACCUGA
Molecule: messenger RNA, 399 nt
Organism: Mangifera indica (mango)
Lineage: Eukaryota; Viridiplantae; Streptophyta; Magnoliopsida; Sapindales; Anacardiaceae
Exons: 2
Coding region: 1-399 (132 amino acids)
Molecular function (GO): enzyme inhibitor activity
Source: RefSeq, a predicted model, not a curated record